Molecule: messenger RNA, 852 nt
Organism: Drosophila kikkawai
Lineage: Eukaryota; Metazoa; Arthropoda; Insecta; Diptera; Drosophilidae
Source: RefSeq, a predicted model, not a curated record
AUGACGGCGACGACAGCGACGCGACCGUCCGAUACAACCCCACCGCGGAGGACAGUCGUGACAUCCGGAGGAGGAGCACCACACCGCCUCACCCCAGCACCCGCCGGACUCCGUCAUAUAUGGGCGAAGUGGAAGCCGCCCUGGUCGAGUGCUUCGGGGAAAUCCCGGAAGGCCUUAUCGAUUGGGGGACACCGGCGACAACACGCCGUCAACCAUCUCGGCCGACGAGGACGAGACCAGCCGGGACAGCGGCAGGGCCCAUCUCUCCAGGUCGCCACCCCCGCGUUGGACCCCGCCCAGCGCCACUCACGUCGGGACUCCGUCCCUCCAAGGCUGGGCACCCUUCACCGCCGGCCGUGCCAGAUCCCCUCCGCCCUCCUACGAGGAAAUAUUUGGCCCUGGACCAUACCCCGGUCCUCACACCACCGCCCGAUGUGCCGCGGUGACCCCAGCCGCGAUCCUCGACCACGCCUGCCCACCAUUGCGGAGCUGGCCGCAGAGCAGGCGCGUCAAAGAGCGGAGGACCUCGGAGAACUCGGCAUCCCACCGGCUGUCCCGCCACCCGCGGAUGAUCCGCCACCACCAACCCCCACGCCGCCGAGCACGGCGCCGGAGCGCACCAUGGGCAGACAGCCCGACCAGUUCGUCCGACGAAUCAUCGCUGGACACCGACGAGGGAGCCCUCAACCCUCCCCGCUGGGUGCCUGCCCCGGCGGGAUGGACCACGCCGAACGGCACUUUGCCGGCCGCCCUACUCCACCGGAUCCAAGGCCGACUCGAGACUCCUCGACGACGGACGAUUCGAGUUCUGGAGGAGGAGGCGAAUCUACGCUUCCGCGUCCAAAUAAAUAG